Messenger RNA from Bursaphelenchus okinawaensis, 693 nucleotides. NCBI's taxonomy places the organism in Eukaryota, Metazoa, Nematoda, Chromadorea, Rhabditida, Aphelenchoididae. The record is from the annotation of a GenBank genome assembly.
AUGAAAGCAGACGAAUCGUUGCGACAAAAGCUACUGCAAGCAGAACUUUUGCCAGCCAAAGAUGGGUAUGACAUUUGUGCUCGAAUUUACAGAUUUGUGCAUCAAAAUGACAGACUAGUUCAAUCAUCGACCAAUAUUUGUCCUCGUGCUGAGCCACUGAACGACGAAGACAUGUAAGUUUUUUGAUAGGAUUACUGUAGGUAUACUGUAAUUUUAAAAUAAUUUUUGUUGAAAUUGUAUUCUUUGGGAUUUUAGCUACCUAUUUGUGUAUGAUUGUCUGACUUUUUGCGUGUGGCAUUUAUAAAAAAUGUCCUUUUAGAAAGAUAACACUGGCUCCUCAAGACAGUGAAGUGAGACGUGUCGUGCUAAAUUUGACAACCCCUGAAAAUAUGUUUGUGUUGUUCGUAGUAGAUGCAAAGUAAGUCUAAAUUUAUUUUUUUAGCACAUUUUAGCAACUACAUUAUGAAGUACGACAGCUCGACAAAGUCAUUCCGUCCCUUUAUUUCCGAACGGAAAUACCUUGGCCUUCAUAUAACUGACAAGUACGUGAUUACCCAAAAAUGUGACGGUGAUGAAGUUGAAUAUCGAAGUUAUGAUGGACAGUUGUACCCAAAGACCAAGGACAGCAGUGUAUCGUACUGUGGGCAGUACGGACACGGGAGAGAUUUGGGUGAAGAAGGGAUCGUGCCGUGA